Molecule: messenger RNA, 2273 nt
Organism: Lactuca sativa (garden lettuce)
Lineage: Eukaryota; Viridiplantae; Streptophyta; Magnoliopsida; Asterales; Asteraceae
Gene: SUT2
Product: sucrose transporter 2
Biological process (GO): transmembrane transport
Cellular component (GO): membrane
Molecular function (GO): sucrose:proton symporter activity
Source: RefSeq, a predicted model, not a curated record
AUCCAAACUAAAAUAUCCCUCCGGCCAAAUUUGACCGUGGUUGAGUGUCGGUCACUUCGUCUAAACUCCACGUCUUCAUCGCCGCCGCUAAAAGUCAACAUAUAUUCUCAAACUCAACUCCAGAUCUAUUUCACUGUAAUGUGUAAUGUGUAAUUUGUGAAUCCGAGUUUGAAUUAGAGGCGAUGGAUUCGGUGUCGAUCCGUGUUCCUUACAAAAACCUCAAGCAUAAUGCCGAUGCGGAGGUUGAAAUGAUGAGUUUCCAGGAAGAAGCUGAUCCACGGAUCGAAUCCGAUAAUUCGAAUAGAUUUUCUAAUGGAAAUGGCUCCAAUUAUUCCUCUUCUUCACCUCAAGGAUUGCCGACGGAGAAUUGUAGCUUGAUUACGUUGAUUUUGAGCUGUACGGUGGCUGCCGGAGUUCAAUUUGGUUGGGCCUUGCAACUCUCGCUUCUUACGCCUUAUAUCCAGACACUUGGAAUAGGGCAUGCGUUCUCUUCGUUUAUCUGGCUUUGUGGGCCCAUUACAGGUCUUGUGGUUCAACCUUGUGUUGGUAUUUGGAGUGAUAGAUGCACUUCAAAAUAUGGGAGAAGACGACCAUUUAUCUUAGUUGGAUCCUUAAUGAUAUCAAUUGCUGUGAUAACAAUCGGGUUUUCUGCAGACAUUGGAUACUUGAUUGGAGAUACAAAGGAACAUUGCAGUGUGUAUAAAGGUACACGAACAAGGGCAGCUUUUGUUUUCAUCAUAGGUUUCUGGAUGCUAGAUCUUGCUAAUAACACCGUUCAGGGCCCUGCUCGAGCUCUCCUGGCUGAUUUAGCAGGCCCUGAUCAGAGGAACUCAGCAAAUGCUAUAUUUUGUUCAUGGAUGGCGAUUGGAAACAUCUUAGGGUUUCUAUCUGGUUCUAGUGGAAAUUGGCACAGGUGGUUUCCUUUCUUGAAAAGUAGAGCUUGUUGUGAAGCAUGUGGAAAUUUGAAGGCAGCCUUUUUAGUUGCAGUGAUUUUUCUUACAUUUUGCACACUGGUGACACUCUAUUUUGCAAAAGAGAUCCCUUUAGCACCAAAACAGCAUAAAAAGUUAUCAGAUUCUGCUCCUCUUCUUAACAAUCAUCAUCAGACUGGGUCUGAAAAUUCAGAGUCAAAACCUCUGACAAAUUCGGUUGACCAUAAAGUUGUUAAAUCAUCUGAGGUUGAAGAAGAAGAUCAAGUUGAAACUUUUAAUGAUAAUCCAGGGGCAGUUUUGGUCAACUUGUUGACCAGCUUACGCCAUUUACCAGUAGGGAUGCAUUCAGUGCUUAUUGUGAUGGCUCUCACAUGGUUGUCAUGGUUCCCUUUUUUCCUUUUUGAUACGGAUUGGAUGGGGAGAGAGGUUUAUCAUGGGGACCCAAAAGGAGAUGCUGCCAAAGUUCAAGCCUAUGAUGAAGGUGUUAGAGAAGGUGCCUUUGGUUUGCUAUUGAAUUCAGUGGUUCUUGGUAUCAGCUCUUUCCUGAUUGAGCCAAUGUGUAAGUGGUUGGGUUCAAGAUUAGUGUGGGCGUUGAGCAACUUUGUUGUGUUUGCCAGCAUGGCAGGGACAGCUGUCAUUACCUUAAUUUCUGUUAAACAAUCUGGAGGAAAUCAAGAAAUUGUUGGAGAAAAUGAGGCAAUCAAGAAUGCAUCUUUGGUUAUUUUCGCCAUUCUUGGUCUUCCCCUUGCUAUCACUUACAGUGUUCCCUUCUCUGUCACCGCAGAAUUGACUGCUGAUACAGGUGGCGGCCAAGGAUUGGCAAUUGGAGUUCUAAAUCUUGCAAUCGUUAUACCUCAGAUGGUGGUGUCACUUGGUGCGGGCCCAUGGGAUGCGUUAUUUGGUGGAGGGAAUGUUCCAGCAUUUGUUCUUGCUUCUGUAAGUGCCCUUGCUGCUGGUGUAUUUGCAUGGCUAAAGCUUCCGACUCUCUCAACCAACUCUUACAAGCCAACAGGUUUUCAUUUUGGGUGAAACAACUGCCACCCUGUACACAGUAUUAAGCCCCAAAUGUACGAGGUUUUCAAAGCCAUUCUUAAGAUUCGUUCAUUUUUCACAUGUUUUGGGUUUGUACCUUUAUACAUACGAGCACUGUAUAUCGUUUAUAGUGAGAAAGAAAUUUUAGCGUAGGACAACCAAUUGAUGUUCUUUUUGACAAUCAUGUAAUCUAUAAACUAAACCCACUACAUUAUUAUAUCAACGUUAACUUUUUGGUGUAAAAUAACUCUUGUAGUAUUCUUUGGGAAUAAUAUGAAGUAUGAGAAAGAUAACCUCGAGAUUUAGUAA